Molecule: messenger RNA, 1264 nt
Organism: Mus caroli (Ryukyu mouse)
Lineage: Eukaryota; Metazoa; Chordata; Mammalia; Rodentia; Muridae
Gene: Cd320
Product: CD320 molecule
Cellular component (GO): plasma membrane
Molecular function (GO): protein binding
Source: RefSeq, a predicted model, not a curated record
UAUUGGCUGCGCCGCCCAUCGGUCGUUGACACUCCCCCAGCACGCGUGUUUGGCUUUAGCGUGGGUAGAGUGGAGAGAAUCGGCCCUCUGUGCCUGCAGAGGGGACCGCCACAUGGGUGCCUUCUCCUAUGUUCUGCCCAGCUUCCUCCCUUAUUCCUGCGCUGUCCCUAAGUCACCUCCAAGCCGUCCUUCAGCUCAAUGUGGGCUGGAAGGCUUUUGUUUCUGAUUUUGACCUCUCACCACGCAGGGCUGGUCACCCGGUACCUUCUUGCAGCAGGCUCUAGAGCUGACUCCUGCCCGACAGACACCUUCCAGUGUCUUACCAGUGGCUAUUGUGUGCCCCUUUCCUGGCGCUGCGAUGGGGACCGGGACUGCUCUGAUGGCAGUGACGAGGAAGAGUGUAGCAUUGAGUCAUGUGCUCAGAAUGGGCAGUGCCAACCACAGUCUGCCCUUCCUUGCUCCUGUGACAACAUCAGUGGUUGCUCUGUUGUCUCUGACAAGAACCUCAACUGCAGCCGCCCACCCUGUCAGGAGAGUGAGCUGCGUUGCAUACUGGAUGAUGUCUGUAUUCCACACACGUGGCGCUGUGAUGGCCACCCAGACUGUCCUGACUCCAGUGAUGAGCUCAGCUGUGACACUGACACAGAAAUUGACAAGAUAUUCCAGGAGGAGAAUGCCACAACUACAAGGAUUUCUACGACCGUGGAGAAUGAGACCUCUUUCAGGAAUGUAACAUUUACCUCUGCUGGGGACUCAUCCCGAAACCCAAGUGCCUAUGGGGUUAUUGCAGCUGCUGGGGUGUUGAGUGCCAUCCUGGUUUCGGCCACCCUUCUCAUAUUGCUACGCCUCCGAGGUCAGGGUUAUCUGCCCCCACCAGGGCUGUUGGUGGCUGUGAAGGAGUCGCUGCUGCUGUCAGAAAGGAAAACCUCUCUGAUCUGAGGACACAUGGUUACCACCUGGCCCUGAGUGCAGUCAGACUGGGACAGAGGAGCAGUGGAACAUGCAAGGAGCUUCUGGCUUCUCAGCUUUGAGACCUGGGCUCUUUGGAGCACAGAGAACUUUGAUUUUUAAGCUUCUACAGAUACGGUCCUAGAGGCUGGGGUCCUCAGACACUCCCUUUGUAUGUGGUGAGCUUGGCUGGAAAAUUGCCAUAGCCAGGACUGAGGGGCUGGCCCCAGGAUGCUCUCAAGAAAUGGGGCUACUGUGGUUUAGACACUCCUGCUGCUCACAUUGAUGGGUGGCUAUUAAAGUUUCUUCACCCCUC